Molecule: messenger RNA, 5371 nt
Organism: Gekko japonicus
Lineage: Eukaryota; Metazoa; Chordata; Lepidosauria; Squamata; Gekkonidae
Gene: LMO7
Product: LIM domain 7
Exons: 25
Coding region: 225-4613 (1462 amino acids)
Biological process (GO): regulation of signaling; regulation of cell adhesion
Molecular function (GO): protein binding
Source: RefSeq, a predicted model, not a curated record
CUAACAGUCCCAAGCGAAGUGGAAGGGACAGUGGGUACGGCGACAUUUGGUACCUUGAGCGUAGUGACUCGCUUUCUUCAUCUGCCAGCCAUAAGAGAGAGGAUUCGUUCGAUAGCUUGGAUUCGUUUGGCUCAAGGUCUUCCGCCAGCCUUUCAUCAGACAUAACUCUAAAAGGUUGCAGUGAAGAUUGUGAAAGUGACACGGACUCCGAAACACGCACCAGGAUGCAGGACCCCGGUAAAGAUGACAUGUCCUACCGCAGGGUUUCCUUGAUCGAACCAAAACCUGCCGCGGAGUUCAAUCGUUUCUUACCCAGCAAAACCAAACCACCAACAACAUAUAUGCCAGCCCCUUUGAGAAAGAAGAGGACAGAACAGAAUGAAGACAACAGAAGAAGCUGGGCGAGUCCUGUGUUCACCGAGCCAGAUGGAACCUUCUCCAGUAACCAGCAGAGAGCUCUGCAACGGGAGAUGGACUUCAAGUCAACAGCUAGCGUCCUUUCAGACUUCUCCAGCUAUUUUGAUGAGGAGGAGGAAGAAAAGACAAUAGGCACUCCAGACAUCGAAACAGAUGACCUUUAUGUUCGCAAAUUGAAUGCUGCAGUGUCCAACAUAAAAGAUUCUUCUCAUAAGUUUCUUCCCCAGUCUUGGACUCCAGGCGAAGAAUUACACUGGAAAAAAGCUGAUAGGAUCUCUUUUUCCAAAAAAUGGUAUAUGGACAUUCAAGGAUUCAGUAAAAAAACAGAUUCCGAAGAGCAAAUUGCAGAAGUCCCACCAAGCGAUAUCAGCUGUGGUAGUUUGGAUAAUGUUUGCCGAGGGGACCCAGACUUCACUAGCCGAGCAGCUGAGGAUGCGGCGCAGUCUCUAACACAAGCUGCAGAAAGAAACGUUAGCGACCCUUCUGAUCUUCCAAGUCAGUUUUUAUUUCUCCGGGCACUGCAAAAAUAUUCCGAUGACUACCUGUCCUCCAAAACUAGGACCAAAAUUGAUCCGGCUUCAGGCCCUAGGCUCGUCACAUGCUGGAAAAGCCAUUAUAUUAGGCCCGGAUAUGACCAAAGGGAUGCCGGAAAUGGAGAUUUCUAUCCAGAUUUGGAGAACGAUGAUUUGUUUGUUCGCAAGACUGGUGCGUCCCAUUUGAAUCCAGUAGUUGUCCAAGAUUUCGAGUAUCUUAGGAAUUCCUAUAAGCGAGGGCCUCACUUAGAAGGGGAGAUAGUUCUGCAGCCCAGAGACGGCAAACCUGUAAUUCCAGAUUUAGAAAAAGAUGAUCUGACGGUCCGCAAGGUUAAGCUACAGAACAGGAAAGUGUCCUUGUCGGGUGCCCCUGAUCAAUAUCAGCCUGCUCUUUUCCCGGAUCCUUGGAGUCUUCCACCGGCAAUUCAGGCCAAAUUCCUUUGUUUGCUUGAGAAGAAGACGUCUUCAAUGAACGAAAGUGGUGGAAAGGUCUUACCGCCCUCUUCAUGCCAAAAGAAGGACGAUAUGCUGACCCGCAAGAUAGAACUGCUCAAUGUGGGUUUCAAUGCGCAGCCAGUCAGCUUCUCCCCAGGAACGUGCAGCGCAGAAGAUUUUGAAAAAUGGGAGGCUAUCAGAGAGGCCAGCAAAAUCAAGCACAAGAAACGGCAGAUGGUGGAAAGGCUGUUUCAAAAGCUUUCUGAUGAGUAUGGGAGUAAAUCCUUGAAUGACGUCAGCGCAGAAGAGCUCCAAACAAUCCGUCAAGUGCGUUAUGAAGAGCUACAGAGAAUAAGGUCUCAGCUACAGGAGCAAGAUCAACAAUGGCAAGAUGAUUUGGCAAAAUGGAAGAGCCGUCGCAAGAGUUACACUUCUGAUUUGCAAAAGAAAAAGGAAGAGAGAGAAGAAAUAGAGCGGCUGUCUUCCGAGGGCUCUGAGAGGCGCGGCAAAUCAUUGAAACAAAUGCAGAAAGAGAGAGAGGACAGAGACCAAGGGCUGUACAGUGGUGGUAGCCAGCAGCGAGGGAGACACAGGUUUUUGUCAAACGACAAUGUGUUCAGCGAAGAGAAAACGCCUUCUGGACUGUCGAAAGAUCCCCCUGUGGAAAACGAUGCUGCCGCCCCCAGUUCAUCGAAAAGCGAAGAAAACGGCAAAGAGCACGAUCUGAAAACAGAGACCGGCGGUGCAAGAGUGGAAACUCCAGUUCCAUCUAAAAGCAUGGCGGAAGAAAAGAGCCAGCCGCCUUUGUCCACGUACUAUUCAGUCAGUGCGCCAAUUGGGCCAGCUCGGGUUGCAUCUUCUCUCCCGAGAACUUACACGAAAAGUGAUACUGCCAGGCUAACAUCUGUGGUCACGCCGAGGCCCUUUGGUGUCCAUUCAAGAGGAAUCUCGUCACUUCCCAGGUCGUUCACGAUGGAUGACACUGCAAAAUAUAAUGGAGAAGUAGAUUUGUCCAAGAGAGCCCCACGGCCAUUCACCAGCAAUUCGUUUUCUAAAGCGGAGGCUGGGCAAAGCCCGUCUCUGAAUGACCUCAGAAGCGCCGAAGAGGACAAGUCUAGGACAAGAGACUCGCUUGUGGAGGACACUUCCUCUGCCUACCAGGCUGCGGAUAUUGGUCACCUUGGCCCUAAACUGGAGCAAGAGGUGGUUACAGCUGUAUCUUCAGCCGUGGAAGAGAGAAGUCUUCAAGAGCCGGAGGCGCCAAGAGUACAAGGCCAGUUCAGUGACAUGAGAAUCAGUAUAAACCAGAAACCAGGAAGCGGUCGGAACUUUGGGUUCACAACGCACUGGAAUCCUUCUGGAGUCUUUGUCAAGUCCAUAGAAGAAGGCAGCCCUGCAGAAUUUUGCCAGUUGAAUGUGGACGAUGAAAUCCUGUCCAUCAAUGGCACAAAGGUCUCUCAAAUGGUCCAGAGUCAGUGGGAAGGAGCCAUCAGCAGUGCACUAGAAACUGGAAACCUUCUCAUGGAUGUUAGACGAUAUGGGAAGAAGGACUGGGGCAAAGACCAGCCUUCCCUGCCAUAUGAAAGGCACAAAAUCCUCAAUCUCACCAGUCUGGCUACCGACAUUAUAGGUACACCAGAAAGCAAGUGGAUUGAUGCGACAUCUGGCGACCACUCCUCAGCCAGAAGUCCAAGUCUAUCGGCACAAAAAGAGACAUCCAACAGUUUCCAGAGUGAGGAUAUAGAAACUAAAGUCAAUGGAAUGCAAGGAGACACAAGUACAAGUGAGCAAAAAGACACAGAACCUAUUUCUUUGAAAAACUUAAAAAGGCGAUCACAGUUUUUUGAACAAGGAGGCUCAGAACCCGCAAUACCUGAUCUCCCAGUUCCACCCAUAAGCGCUUCUAGCCGCUGGGCUUGGGAUCAAGAGAAAGAAAGAAAGAGGCAGGAAAAAUGGCAGGCAGAACAAGAGCGCCUGCUUCAGGAACAGACUAUAUGGAAGCCAGACCUUCUCUCCGUAACGGCUCAGGAGCCGCCAUCUUCCAGGUGGGGAACCAACGGAAAUGGGGGAGCUGACUAUUACGACACCAGCAGGCCAUGGGGAGGGGAAAGAGAGCAGCAGAAGAAGGGAGAAGGAGAAGAAAGGAAGAGUCUCCAGGAGGAGCGGAGACUCCAGGAAGAAGCAGCCUUGCGGGUGCAGGAAGAGAGGAAACUCCAGGAAGUGGAGCACGAGGAGGGACAUAAUGGGCGGGACACCAUCUGCUACGCCGAGGAGCCAAAGCACCAGGAAGAAGCGCAACGGGAACCGCAGGUGGUGGAACAAGUCAGGGAAGUUCCAGCGCAGAGGCCCCAAUAUCAAAGACAUUAUGAUUCAUCGAGAAAUUCUGAGCACCUGGGCAGCUUCAGUGCUGAUAAGAGCAAAUCCAGGUCAACUCCCAGUCUAGAUGACCAUCAUGCCAACAGGAAUGGCGUGAAGAGCAAAUACUCGGAGCAGGCCUGGCAUACUGGAGACUCCCAGAAGAGACCCCAGAGAGAGCCGGGCCUGUCCCCGGCAGAACAGGAAAGGCAGCAGAUCCUCCAGGAGAUGAGAAAGAAGACCCCUCUGCACACAGACAGCAGCUGGAUUAGGCAGCGGAGUUCCAGCAUGCACAAAGAGCCCAUUAGCCUACCUGGCAGUAAAAUGAGGAGAGGUGAGAGUUUAGAUAACCUGGAUUCUUCAAGGACACAUUCCUGGAGGCCUUCUUCUUGGAUGAAUCAGUCUGCGUCCUCAGCAUCUUUGUCAUCUAGUCAAGAAUUCAGCCACCACACGCCUCCGGUGGUGUCCACUUCGAACCGUGCCUACAUGCGCGCUCCCUCUUCCAGCCUGCCCUCGUCUUCAGACAGUCCUGUGAAAGCUUCAUCCUUGCCCCACAUUCCCCCCUCUGCAUCAUCUCCUGUUCCCCACGCCCAGUCACCAACCUCGCCUUCCCAGACUGGAACCCAGCAGCGCAGCAGGUCGGUCAGUGGAAAGCGUGUGUGUUCAUACUGUAAGAAUGUUCUGGGCAAAGGAGCGGCCAUGAUCAUCGAGUCGCUUGGCCUUUGUUAUCAUUUGCAUUGUUUUAAGUGCGUUGCUUGUGAGUGUGACCUUGGGGGGUCUCAGACGGGAACCGAAGUCCGCAUCCGAAACAAUGAGCUCUUCUGCAACGACUGCUAUCUCAGAUUUAAAACUGGACAGCCAACCAUUAUGUGAUAGAAACCUGAAUAUGAAAACACUUCUACAGAUAACGGAGGAAGCUGCUGCUGUAGAUCUAUAAAUAUAUAUAUUGUGUGUGGUUUUUUAAAAUAUAUAUAUAUAUAUUUUUGCCUGCCUAGAUUAUGUAGGAAAUGCAUUGUAUCCGUUUAACAUUUAGUUAUUUAUAAGAAAGUAAUCACAGUAAAACUCUUCUGAGCAAAACACACAGUCCAUUUAAUAUACACUCUCAUUCCUAUACACACAAGUGAGAAAUCUACACCUGGUAGUCUGUGCAUCAGAAUGUUGGAGGUGAAUAUCAAAUAGCUUUAAUUUUUUUCAAUUAUGUAUGAAGAGGCUAUUUUGGGGGUUUUGUAAAAUGCUCUUUAAUGAGCAUUGUUGAAAUAAUAAUAGAUUUGUAACUGCAAUUUCUAUUUUUGAUGUAUAUUCUUCAGGGUUCUGCAGAAUUAUUAUGAAAUUGCGUUUCAAGGCACACAGUGGUGGUUGCUGUCUGUAUUUCCGUUUCUAUGCCUAAGUCAUAUUAUACUUUUAAAGACUAAAAUAUAAAACUUCAGUCUGCUUGCUCGGGGAUCAGUAUUUCCUUGUGCUUGAACAGUUAAAUGCAGUUUGGGGGGAAUUGUAAGGGUUUUUUCCCCCCCCUUUUCAGGUUUGAAAAAUGGGAUUCCACAUGCACCUCAGACAAGUAAAUAAGACUGAAGAAUUGUUUUCCUCCUCUUGACUUAUUUUGUAUUUGUAAAUAAAGUUGCUGAAGCUGCACU